AUGCACGGCGCCUCCAGCCUGGACGGCAGCGAGCCACCAGCCUCCGCCUCGGCGUCGGACGAGGCCAGCGCCGCUGAGCUCAAGUUCGUGACCGAGCGCGCGGACGACUCGGGCCCCGACGCCUUCCCGCAGCACGAGGAGUGCGUGGCCAUUCUCACGAUGAAGUGCGGCGAGCCACUCAUGGCCGUGCGCAAGAAGCUGCACGACGAGAUCCCGAUCCCGUUCAUCCCGGACGAGGGCUUCGGCGUGUUCCAGAGCAAGGUGGAGCGCCACUACAGCAAGCUCGGGCCCAACUACGUGCAGGAGCGGCGCGCCAUUUACCUCAAGCCCAGCAGCAACGCCACCCAGUCCAAGUACGUGCAGCUGACCAAGGAGAACUUCGACCCGCUGCUGCGCGUGCGCUGGAAGGUGGCGCGCAGCAUGAAGGUGGAGCUCAAGUACGAGGUUUUCUGCUACUUUGUGGACAUCACCACCAAGAAGGAGAAGAAGCGGCUGAGCAUGAAGAUGUUCCAGCAGCAACAGCAGCAGCAGCUCGCCGACGGCGUAGAGGCGAUCGUGACCAAUGGCAUAACUGGUGCCACGGCGUCGCCUAACCCGUCCUUCAUGGCGUUCAGCCAGCCGGGAUCCGCUGGCAUCCCGUUGAUCCAGAGCUACGCUGACAUGUCCAUUGACGGAUCCCUCACGCCCGGUGGAGGUGCGAAGACUAGGACUGCGGUGAGCCACAAGAAUGGAGUGCGCGACGAAUCCAUCCAGACCAGUGAUCGCCCUCGCAAGGUUGCGCGCGGGAAGCAGGCGGCAGCUACGACGGCGGCAGCGGAGCAGCUGCAGCUGGAUGGAACGAGUGACGACUCAGUGUUCCAUACGAUCCCGUUCCGGAUCAACGGAUUCGUGGUACCGCUGGAGGUGGACAUUAUGGCGCUCAAACGAAGUCUUGGGUUAAUACAGCCGUCCUCCGACGCGCCUGGCAGCCUUGAUCCCACGUCGCAUUUAUAA
Molecule: messenger RNA, 993 nt
Organism: Phytophthora sojae
Lineage: Eukaryota; Oomycota; Peronosporomycetes; Peronosporales; Peronosporaceae
Exons: 1
Coding region: 1-993 (330 amino acids)
Source: RefSeq, a predicted model, not a curated record